AAGCCACAGCCAUAGUUUUCUGGAUUUUUGUUUACAUCUUGAAUGCCAAAAACACAGAGAGGGGGAGAGAGAAGCUUGUUGCUAGCUAACUGCAGAUAUAGAAAAUUAGGAAUGAGAAAGCCUUGCUGUGACAAAGAAGACACCAACAAAGGAGCUUGGUCUAAACAAGAAGACCAAAAGCUCAUCGAUUACAUCCAAACCCAUGGCGAAGGUUGCUGGCGUUCCCUUCCCAAAGCUGCAGGGCUGCAUCGUUGUGGAAAGAGUUGCAGGUUGAGAUGGAUAAAUUAUCUGAAGCCAGAUAUCAAACGGGGAAACUUUGCCCAAGACGAAGAAGACCUCAUCAUCAAGCUCCAUGCCCUCCUCGGCAACCGGUGGUCCCUGAUAGCUGGAAGGUUGCCUGGGAGAACAGAUAAUGAGGUAAAGAACUACUGGAAUUCUCACAUCCGCAGGAAGCUGAUAAAGAUGGGGAUAGAUCCUGAUAACCAUAAGCUUUUUCAUCUUCAUCACCAAUGCUUUCCUCUUCUUCAUCGUCCUCGUACUGAUGUUGAUAAAGAUGAUGAUGCCCUACCUGUUUCUUCUGCUGCUGCAACAUCCGCCGACUCCUUCAAGGAAAAACCUAAUUCUUCCAACAACUUGAAUCUUGACCUCACUAUUGCUUUUCCUUCUGGCACACCGAACCCAAACUCUGCUGAGUCAUCCCACAACAAUAAUACUGCUAAGGACAUGGAUCAGAGCCAAUCAGCUCCAACCCUUCCUCUAUUUAACUAGUUAUAUAUAUAUAUAUAUAUAUAUAUAACUCUUGGAAUUAUUAAUGUCAUGUUUAGUUUGUAAAUUGUAAUUGAAAGUUCAAAUAUAUAGAUAGACCUUUAUUGUUAUUUUGUGUGUCUGUGUCUGUGAAAGUUGAGUGCAAAAAUUCAGAUCCUGUAUUUUGUAAAUUUAGAUGCUUGUUUGUUAGUUUUGUCAAGUGAAUUAGGUGGGGAAGUCAACAAAGAUUGAUCCAAUCAAUGAUAAUGAUAUAUUGAUGUCUUAAAAAGUGUCGGUUGAUGGGUUUCGUUGUUAAAGGGAAUGCCUUAUUCAUGGUACUCUGUAGAUAUCAUUAUAAAUGCUCUUAAAAUUUUGA
Molecule: messenger RNA, 1120 nt
Organism: Neltuma alba
Lineage: Eukaryota; Viridiplantae; Streptophyta; Magnoliopsida; Fabales; Fabaceae
Product: transcription factor MYB8
Exons: 3
Coding region: 43-768 (241 amino acids)
Source: RefSeq, a predicted model, not a curated record